Marmota monax (woodchuck) is the source of this 2936-nucleotide messenger RNA. RefSeq names its product G protein-coupled receptor 82 (gene Gpr82). NCBI's taxonomy places the organism in Eukaryota, Metazoa, Chordata, Mammalia, Rodentia, Sciuridae. Gene Ontology annotation, cellular component: membrane. Gene Ontology annotation, biological process: G protein-coupled receptor signaling pathway. Gene Ontology annotation, molecular function: G protein-coupled receptor activity. The record is from RefSeq and is a predicted model, not a curated record. The coding region runs from base 322 to 1332 and encodes 336 amino acids. The transcript has 3 exons.
GGGCUUUUUUUGAGGAGGUGGUUGCUACAUUUACCAUAACUAUUGAAUUUCUUCAAUGCUCAGUUUAAUUUCCUUUUUCCCCCCACUGUAGUUGGUGUCAAGCAAGACUCUAUUUACAUUGACUAAGGAUACUGGAAGCGUGAAGAUCAGAGAGUUGUAAGUCUGAAAUUUGCAUCACGACCUUGAACCAUAUAACCUUAAUUGGCAUAAACAGACAGACAAAAGCACUAUCCAUCAUAAUAAGAACACUCCAUUUGUAUUUCAACUGGACAAUUGUGAUUAGAAAAGCUCCUGGGACAAAUUCAAAAAAAUCUGAUAUAAAUGAGGAACAAUUCAACAUGCAUUCAACCAUCUAUGAUCUCUUCCACGGCUCUGCCAAUCAUUUAUACCUUGCUUUGUAUUGUUGGUCUCUUUGGAAACUCACUUUCUCAGUGGGUGUUUUUAGCAAAAAUAGGCAAGAAAACAUCAACGCACAUCUACCUGGCACAUCUCGUGACUGCAAACUUACUUGUGUGUGGUGCCAUGCCUUUCAUGGGUAUCUAUUUCCUGAAAGGUUACCAAUGGGAAUAUCACUCUGCACAAUGCAUAGUGGUCAACUUUCUGGGAACGCUGUCCAUGCAUGUGAGUAUGUUUGUCAGCCUCUUAAUUUUAUGUUGGAUUGCCAUAAGCCGCUAUGCUACCUUAAUGAAAAAGGAUUCCAUGCAAGGACCUACAUCCUGUUAUGAGAAAAUAUUUUAUGGCCAUUUAUUGAAAAAAUUUCGCCAGCCCAACUUUGCCAGAAAACUGUGCAUUUAUAUAUGGGGAGUUGUCCUGGGCAUAAUUAUUCCCGUUAUCAUAUACUAUUCAGUCGUGGAGGCUACGGAAGGAGGAGAGAGCCUGUGCUACAAUCCACAGAUGGAACUAGGAGCCAUGAUCUCUCAGAUUGCAGGCCUUAUUGGAACCACGUUUAUUGGAUUUUCCUUUUUAGUAGUGCUCACGUCAUACUACUCUUUUGUCAAUCAUCUGAGAAAAGUAAGGACCUGUACAUCCAUUGUGGAGAAAGAUCUGACUUACAGUUCUGUGAAAAGACAUCUUUUGGUUAUCCAGAUUCUACUCAUAAUUUGCUUUCUUCCAUAUAGUAUUUUUAAACCCAUUUUUUUUGUUCUGCACCAGAAAGGGGACUGCCAGCAAUUGAAUUAUUUAAUAGAAAUAAAAAACGUCCUCACUUGUCUUGCUUCAGCCAGAAGUAGUACAGACCCCAUUAUAUUUCUUCUAUUAGAUAAAACAUUCAAGAAGAUACUAUAUAAUCUCUUUACAAAAUCUAAUUCACCGCAUAUACAACCAUAUGGUUGACUUCUGGAUGGAAAAUGCCAUGAAACAGGAAGUAUUCAUGUGACUCUGUUAGGGACACUAACCUAAAUGAUUAACAUGUCAUAGCUUGGUUGAUGGCAGGCACCAAGGAAGCCUCUCUGUUUUUUUAAAAUAAGUAAAUAUAUCCAUAAAACUCGAUUUAUGCUGAAAGUUGAGAUGGCAGAGAUUUUCAGAGGUGAAAGUCAAACAUACUGAAAGGAUACCACUGUAUAUGAAACCAACCGACCAUUUUCUGUUUGAACUCUAUUGUGGAUCUUCUGUUCAGAACACAGUAUUUCAUGACUGUAGGAUAAAGAAGCAAAUGGUUUAUGGAUGUCUGCUUUGUAUGAAGAAUACAGGAGUCCAUCUUAGAAUGCAAAGGUUAGCAUUUGUUUGUUGGUAACAUAAAAAACUUUAGGAAUGAGUACAAGAAAAAAAAAAGAAAUGUCCUCACUUAAGUCUUGUCAAAGUGCAUGAAUAAUACAGUAUAAAAAUCCAAGGUUUUAUAAACAUUUUUAUUUGAAAUUAUUUGACUCAUGUUACUGGGAGAGGCAAUAUUCAUUGAGCAGAUAUUACAAAUAUGCUUAAAUAUUUGGAUUAGGCUUUGUCAAAAUAAAAAGCUAAAAUAAUGUCAUAUGCCCAUUUUCAUCACAUUGUGUAUUUUCCUCUAUAUCUAAUAUAAAAAUGUUACUAAUGAUUGGGCUGAGAUUGUGGCUCAGAGGUAGAGUGCUCGCCUAGCAAGGGUGUGAGCCGGGUGCGAUUCUCAGCACCACAUAGAUUCUCUCUCUCUUUAAAAAAAAGUACCUGGCACGUAGAUAUGUUCAAUUAAUUUUGUGAAGUGAAUGUAUGAUAAAGCAGCAUUCUAGUUAAAAAGAUUGGUCCCUAAUUCAGACUCCCUGGGUUCAAUCCUGGUUCCAUAUCUUAUUUAGCUGGACAAUCUUAAGCAAAUUACUUACCCUUUUUACAUGUUAAUUUCUUCAUUUGUAGAACAGAAAAUAUUACCUUAUUCAUAGGUAGUAUUUAAAAUCAGAUAAUGUUGCUUGGCACUUGCUAUGUGCCAGGUACUUUGCUUACAUGCUUAACACGUAUUAUUUUAAUCAUCACAACCAUCAAUCAUCACCAUAAAGUAUGCCAAUUUACUUGCUGAUGAAAAAACUGAAGUGCAUAGUUAAGUAAGCCCUGAUUUUCUCCAGUAUCUAAGCAAAUAUUAAGAAGUAAGCAUUUCUUAAUGGUCAUUUCUUUCUUCCAUGUAAAUCUAGUCAGUAAGACAAAUGAUGGUGACUGCAUUCUGUUAUCAUAUACAUUAUAAUUUUUUAAAAAAGUAAAAAAAGUAAAUGUGUUUGGAUCAAAAGCAUCUUUGGAGUUAUAAUCAGUUUUCUAUUAACUUUUUUCUCCACAUGGUAAUUCCUUCAGUGAUCAAGGAGAAGUUUAAAGUAAGUUCACAUGAUACUUCCAAGUCUUUAAUUUCAUAGCAUGUUUUGUUCCUGAAUUACAACUGUAGAAGCAAUUCACUGUAUAGAUUCUCUAAGAGCCAUGUUUAAAAUCAUUAGAGGUGGUUCUGACACUUUUGUGUGAUUUUCAUUAAAAACCAAUACUAAAAAAGUAAA